AAUUUGAAGUUGCAUUUGAUAAACGAAACUGGGAGAGUUUAGAUCAGAGACCGGUUUGGGUUCGCAUUUUCGAUUUUUGGUCUAGUUUCGAUUACGUUAUUGAGCGUCCAAUGGUAAUGGCCGUGAUACUGUUGCUCGCCCUGGCACUUUUAGUCGGUUGCUAUUGCGCGAUUCACAGGCAAAAGAUCAGUGCAAUCUAUCUGAAGCCAUUGCUGAAGAAUACUCCAUUCGAGGACGUCUAUCAUGCCACGCCCAUCGAGCAGCGCAAGCGUCGCGGCAUCUGGGAUAUACCCGGACCACAGCGAAUACCCUUUUUUGGCACCAAGUGGAUAUUUUUCGUCUUCUUUCGACGCUACAAAAUGACCAAACUGCACGAAGUCUACGCAGAUCUGAAUCAACAGUAUGGCGACAUUGUGCUGGAAGUCAUGCCCUCCAAUGUUCCCAUCGUGCAUCUGUAUAAGCGCGAGGAUCUCGAGAAGGUGCUCAAGUAUCCCAGCAAAUAUCCAUUCCGACCGCCCACCGAGAUCAUUGUGAUGUACCGCCAAUCUCGGCCAGAUCGUUAUGCCAGCGUUGGCAUCGUCAACGAGCAGGGUCCGAUGUGGCAGCGGUUGCGCUCCUCGCUCACCUCCAGCAUCACCUCGCCCCGCAUCCUACAGAACUUUCUGCCCGCCCUCAAUGCCGUCUGUGAUGAUUUCGUUGAGCUGCUUCGCGCUAGACGCGAUCCCCACACGAAUGUGGUGCCCAACUUUGAGGAGCUGGCCAAUCUGAUGGGACUCGAGGCGGUCUGCACUUUGAUGCUGGGCCGCCGCAUGGGUUUCCUGGCGGCAAAUGCCAAACAGCCGGAGAAGAUCAGUCAGCUGGCGGCGGCUGUUAAACAGCUGUUCAUCUCGCAGCGGGAUUCGUAUUAUGGCCUGGGAUUGUGGAAAUACUUUCCCACCAAAACGUAUCGGGACUUUGCCCGUGCCGAGGACUUGAUCUAUGAUGUCAUCUCCGAGAUCAUUGAUAAUGAACUGGAGGAGCAUCGAAAGUCUGCUGCCUGUGAGGAUGAAGAUUCCGCGGGCUUGCGAAGCGUCUUCCUCAACAUUCUAGAGCUGAAGGACUUGGAUAUUCGUGACAAAAAGUCCGCGAUCAUAGACUUUAUUGCAGCGGGUAUUGAGACGCUAGCGAACACGCUGCUAUUUGUGCUGAGCUCCGUGACAGGGGAACCUUCGUCCAUGCCCCGCAUUCUCAGUGAGUUUCUUGAGUAUCGCGACACCAAUAUCCUGCAGGAUGCGCUGACCAAUGCCACAUACACAAAGGCCUGCAUACAGGAAUCGUACAGACUGCGACCCACGGCUUUCUGUUUGGCACGCAUCCUGGAAGAGGACAUGGAGCUGUCCGGCUAUUCACUGAAUGCGGGCACUGUGGUGCUCUGUCAGAAUAUGAUCGCGUGUCACAAAGACAGCAACUUUCAAGAGGCCAAACAGUUUACUCCGGAGCGUUGGAUCGAUCCUGGCACGGGAAAUUUUACAGUCAACGUGGACAGUGCCAGCAUUGUGGUGCCCUUCGGGGUGGGACGACGAACGUGUCCUGGCAAGCGAUUCGUCGAAAUGGAAGUCGUCCUGCUGCUGGCCAAGCUUGUGCUGGCAUUCGAAGUCAGUUUUGUGGAGCCGCUGCAAACGGAAUUCGAGUUUUUGUUGGCACCCAAAACACCAUUGAGUUUGGUGCUAAAAGAUCGCGAAUUGUAAAAUAUCCUCCUCGCAGUUUAAUGUAUCUAAUACAAAGCCAGAAGGUAAACAAACUAAUGCUGUAUAUACGAGAAGGUAGAGAUAAUAGAAUUGUACACUAUUUGGGUAUAAACGCUUGCAAAUAAGAGAAGGUUUAAACGGGUUAUUACAAGUUAGAAAAACACUGAAUAAAACAUGCGUAUGGGUUUUUUUCUUUGAGAGAAAAUUGUCAAAAUACAAUAUUAAACAUAUUCAGAAGUCUGUUGAAAUAGAUAAGUUAAGAUAUCUUUUAUAAUAGACUUACAAUAACGUUUUUCUCCAAGUCAUUUGUUAAAUGCGCCGAAAAGUAUGCUUUAAAAAUUAUAACUUGUUUUAGUGUUUUUGAAAUUACUUCUAAUUGGUAAUAAUCAACCGCUUAAUAAAUCUAUUUAAAAUUUCUAAUUGACAAGCGUUUGUAAACAAUUAAUAUUACAUAUCGUGUGGGAAGCGGGAGAUUAUAUGGAACCCAGAAAUUAAACUAAAUUUAAAAUAAAACCAAUCUGUAUAUAUGCAAAAUAAUUAGCUUGUAGCUGCCGUAUGAUUGAUGAUGCAUUUAAUUGUUCAAAUGCAAUUUGCAUUAUGUUGUUGUAAUUAUUACUAUUUUUAUUAUUAUUGUUAAUCUUAAGUAGCGGCAAUUAUUUGUGUGCGUGUAAACGGAAAGACUGUGUUUAAGUUUUGUUGUUUAAACGAUGUAAAACUAAUCCCAUAAUUUUGUAUGAUACAAAAGACAAACUAAUUCAUAAUGCUCUGUACAGUUAACAAUUUAUUAUAUUUAUUCAAGUUUUUCUAUUAUCUUAGUUUAUUAUCUGUGUAUAUUUUUUGUUAAAUGAAAAAGAAAACAAAACAAGAGUUAAAAACGAUAAAAGAGAGAAAAUGAAAAUAAAGCAAUGCUUUUGAACUGUG
This is a messenger RNA of Drosophila nasuta, 2648 nucleotides long. RefSeq names its product cytochrome P450 family 24 subfamily A member shade (gene shd). Gene Ontology annotation, molecular function: monooxygenase activity; iron ion binding; heme binding. NCBI's taxonomy places the organism in Eukaryota, Metazoa, Arthropoda, Insecta, Diptera, Drosophilidae. The record is from RefSeq and is a predicted model, not a curated record.